GACAGGUGGAAAGGGUCAAAACAACCGAGGAGUGUGCCCGCCACUGCGCCGCAACGCCGCUCAGACACGCACCCUGAGAGCCACUCCGGCGUUACCAUGAAACGGCCCUUAACGGAAACGUGUCGUUGUCUUCCGGGAGUGUGCUGAGACUCCGCUCCCUGCCGGCGAGUCGCUGCUUUCGGUUUCUCUCUCCAUGGAGGUACCGCUGCAGGACCCUGGGAAGAGGAGGGAUAAUCCCUCAGCCUCAGCUAAUCUCUUCUCCAAGAUCUUCUUCUGCUGGCUUGGUCCUCUGUUCAGAGCGGGCUAUGGGAGGAGACUGGAGGAGGAUGAUAUGUACCAUGUGCUGCCAGAGGACGGCUCGGAGAGACUGGGCGAUGAGCUGCAGCGGUAUUGGGAUGAGGAGGUUCUGCGUGCCAAGGAAGACCUACGGCCUCCAAAACUCACCAAAGCUCUCAUCCAGUGCUACUGGAAGUCCUACAUCUUCAUCGGGGUGUAUAUCUUCUUGGAGGAGACCAUUAAGGUGGUGCAGCCCGUCCUGCUGGGGCAGCUCAUCGUGUACUUUGAGAGCUACCACCACGACGCCUCGGCCUCACUGCCUGAGGCCUACGGCUACGCCGGCGCUGUGUGCGUCUCCACCGUCUUCCUGGCGCUGCUCCACCACCUCUACUUCUACCACGUCCAGAUGGCCGGCAUGAAGAUCCGCAUCGCUAUGUGUCACAUGAUCUACCGGAAGGCUCUGCGUCUCAACAGCAAAGCCUUGGCUAAAACGACUACGGGACAAAUUGUGAACCUUUUAUCCAAUGACGUCAACAAAUUUGAUGAGGUCACCCUGUACCUCCACUUCCUGUGGCUGGGCCCGCUGCAGGCCCUGGCCGUGAUGCUGCUGCUGCUGUUCCUGAUCGGGCCGUCCUGCCUGGCGGGCAUGACCGUCCUGGUGGUGCUGAUCCCAGUGCAGACGGUGUUCGGACGCCUCUUCUCCACCCUCAGGGCCCAAACAGCCGCCCUCGCAGACGACCGCAUCCGCAUGAUGAGCGAGGUGGUCUCGGGGAUCCGCAUCAUCAAGAUGUACGGCUGGGAGAAGCUGUUCACUGAGCUGGUGAACGAGGUUCGGAGGAAGGAGUGUUCCCGUAUCAUGAAGAGUUCCUACCUGCGCGCCCUCAACAUGGCGUCCUUCUUCGUGGCCAACAAGGUCAUCGUCUUCAUCGCGCUCAGUGCCUACGUCCUGGCGGGAAACAAGAUGGCCGCCAGCACGGUGUUCGUGGCGCUCUCGCUCUACGGGGCCGUCCGGCUGACCAUCACCCUCUUCUUCCCCUCGGCCAUCGAGAAGGUGUCGGAGACGCUGAUCAGCGUCCGGAGGAUCAGGAGCUUCCUGCUGCUGGAGGAGGUGGUUCCUCAACCCACUGGUCUUCCGGAGACCGAGUCAAAGGACUGCAUGGUUCAGGUCCAGGACCUGAAGUGCUACUGGGACAAGACGCUGGACUCCCCGACGCUGCAGAAGCUGUCCUUCACGCUGCGGUCAGGGGAGCUGCUGGCUGUGGUCGGACCGGUCGGCGCUGGGAAGUCCUCCCUCCUCGGGGCUAUCCUGGGAGAGCUGAACCAGGAGAGCGGGGUCCUUAAGGUCAAAGGUCGGCUGACCUACGCCUCCCAGCAGCCCUGGAUCUUCCCCGGGACGAUCCGAAGCAACAUCCUGUUCGGGAAGGCCCUGAUCCCCCAGAAGUACGAGAGGGUGCUGCAGGCCUGCGCCCUGAAGAAGGACAUGGCUCUCCUGCCUGACGGGGACCUGUCUCUGAUCGGGGACCGGGGAGCCAACCUCAGCGGGGGCCAGAAGGCGCGCAUCAACCUGGCCAGAGCGGUUUACCAGGACGCGGACAUCUACCUGCUGGACGACCCCUUGAGCGCGGUGGACUCCGAGGUGGGCAGACACCUCUUUGAGGAGUGUAUCUGCGGCGUGUUGAAGAAGAAGCAUCUCUCUCUUUUCCUC
Messenger RNA from Gadus macrocephalus (Pacific cod), 1981 nucleotides. RefSeq names its product ATP-binding cassette subfamily C member 4-like. The record is from RefSeq and is a predicted model, not a curated record. Gene Ontology annotation, cellular component: plasma membrane. Gene Ontology annotation, molecular function: ATP binding; ATP hydrolysis activity; ABC-type transporter activity. The transcript has 14 exons. Gene Ontology annotation, biological process: transmembrane transport. NCBI's taxonomy places the organism in Eukaryota, Metazoa, Chordata, Actinopteri, Gadiformes, Gadidae. The annotation marks the transcript as partial.